Molecule: messenger RNA, 849 nt
Organism: Prorocentrum cordatum
Lineage: Eukaryota; Dinophyceae; Prorocentrales; Prorocentraceae
Source: the annotation of a GenBank genome assembly
GCUGCCGUGGCAAUCGAACGCUACGCCGAGUGCCUGCGCGACGGCGUCGAGGGGGCCCACGACGCGCCGCGCGAGGCCUGGGCUGGCAUGCGUUGGAGCGGACGCGCGCGCGACCACUCGGGCGGCGACGAUAGCGAGAAUACGACGGCGUUUCCGAAGCAGGGACCAACCCUGCCAUUGAAGCCAGGCCGCUGGAACACCAGCUCGGACACGGGCAGGGAGGCCGUCUUAGGGGAUCAUGCCCGGGCGCGGGCGGAGACGGUCGAGGCCGCAGCCCCUCGCGCGCCGCAGGCCUUUCGCCCGGAAAGGACUGGCAUCGCAGGCUGCCCCGACGAGCCGCGCGAGGACAUGGGCGAUUCCAGCAUCCCUCGCCAGCCGGGGCUGAACGCGACGGGGCAGGUCACGCGCCCCACGUGGGAAAGAUAUGAUGGCUGGAUCUGGGCCAAGGACGCGCUGAGUAACGUCUGGGGAGGACAUGGUUGCGACGCGGUCCAGCACUGGAUGCGAGGUUACGACGACAAUUCUAUCUCCUGGCUGAUGCUGAGAGCCGCCAACAUGACGGACAGUUCAGGUCUUCACAUUUUAAUCAUCUCGCUUUUGUUGCGAGAUCAGGCCACAGCGUGGCGAUCUUCCAUCCGCAUUGUGCUGGCCGAGGGCACCGACGGCAUCGCCCCGACCAAGUGCUUCAUCCACUUGGUGGAUCAGCCCGAACUCUACGUCAACAGUGCACGUCAGAAGCCCCGAUUCUUUCGCGCACAGCACCAGCCCGAGAUCCAGUUGAGCACGGCCAGCGCCGACGUCCAGCUUGUCUACCAGACCACCCGGCAUUGGACCGCGAGCAAGGGGCGG